CGCGACGCUCGAUCGGCGGUCAGUCAAGGUCCUGCGCUACGUCGGGACGCUCACGCCUCUCAGUCUCGGACACUUUGAACAUCCUGAACACACGUUGACGAAGACUUUAGAUACUUGUACUACCAACCAUUGAAGAUAUCCUUUGCUUUACGAGUAAUUUUUUUUAAUACACCCCCUUAUCAACGAUCCAAGAAAAAGAUAAAAGGGCGGCAGUGUUAAAUCAAUUGAUUGUGAAGCGUUAAUGAGAAUUAAAUAUUACGAGAAUAAUUGUUCUCCCUUUGUUACCAAUCGAGAAACUCGAAAACUGACUUGGACUUUUUUUUAAAUACAUUCUUGCAUGGAUUUUUUACUAGUGAACAUUGUUACCACUAGGACGUAUGUCUGUGGGAUUUUGUGUCGGGAGUUCGUAAUUGAUAAGUGAAUCUGAAGAAGAUACAGUUUGAACUGUACAGGAUCCCUACGCCAGAUGAACGAUACGAAAGAGAUAUAAGUAUUUUGUAUCGUUCAUUGGCAAAUCUGGAACGUGAUGUGUGAAACGGUACCAAGAAGUUGGCACAUGAAACCGGAACUCCGCUGCAGCGGUGUCGGAGUAUCUACGGGGGCCCUUUCACCCCCAGCAACUCUCUCGCCGCCAAGCAGUCCAAGUGCCUUACCGGCUUCGCCUUGGAGCCCAGGUUGUCCCGGAAGUAGUUCGAGCAGCGCCACAUCCAACACUUCCGUAACUGGUCAGCCAAUUCCGGAUCGCUUUAGCGCUUUCACCCUCGUUUCUAAUUACAACCCCGAGUUGAGGCUUCGCAAUUUGGCUGUGUCCACGGGAGUGAUAGCACGCGAAAUGCGUUGCGGACUUAUGUACGGUGGGGGUGGAUACGGUAGCGGUAGCAGCGUCGGAAGUAGUGGUAGCUCCGGAGGAUCUGGAGAUGUGGUACCGGGUAUACACGGGACACCAGGAAGUAAUAUAUCCUGGUGGGCCCAUCACGCAGUGGGUCUUCUGUUGCCCCAUUCGAUUCUACCUCCAAGAAUUGGACCUCAGCAAACGAUACCGGUUGCCAGUUGUUCACCAGUACGCGAUGAGCCUCCAAGUCCUACUCGAACGACAUCUCCCAAAAGGACGACACCUGAAAAAGUCAAGUUUGAGGACGACGCGCCGUUGAACCUCAGCACCAAACCCAUCGACGUAUCAUCCUCCUCGUCGAGCAUUGGACGUAAAAGCGAAAUCUGGUCGCCCGGAUCUGUUUGUGAACGGGAAGCCAAGGAAACCAGGCCGCAUGCGGAACUCAGCCCUACCACAGCUUGUACUCCUGUUGUCACCAGUACGCAAAUUCAUCAUUCCCCACUCACGCCGCCAUCUUCGACAGAAAGAAUUUUUCAGUGCAAACAGUGUGGAAAAGCUUUCAAGAGGUCCAGUACCUUAAGCACUCACCUUCUCAUACACUCUGACACAAGACCUUAUCCCUGUCAAUAUUGCGGAAAGAGGUUUCAUCAGAAGAGUGACAUGAAGAAGCAUACCUAUAUACAUACCGGCGAAAAACCGCACAAGUGCGUCGUCUGCAGCAAGGCGUUUUCCCAGAGCAGCAACCUGAUCACGCACAUGCGUAAGCAUACAGGCUACAAGCCCUUCCAGUGUGGACUUUGCGACAAAGCCUUCCAGAGGAAAGUCGAUCUGCGUCGUCAUCGCGAGGGUCAGCAUCCGGCCGCACCAGCGCUGGACUAUCGUUCUCUUCAAGUGCCUCCCACGAAUACUGGAAACGUAACGAGCCUUCAUCAUUCCUCGUCCUCUGCUCUUGCGACUUAUCCACGCACGAUAUCCUUACCCGGUAGCAGCUGAAGACGUCGCGGCGUCUCUCGUUACUGCAACCAGAGGUCAUACUUGUUAGGGUAGUCGAGGAGCUGGCGCUUCUGCAAGGGGGGAAUUCUUCGUGUAGGAGCGAUUACGGCGACACUUCCAGUUAACUAAUGGGCUGAACGCGCAUGCGCAGAACAUCUUUUAAAGCGAACGCCACAAAUCACGUGCUCGUUACGUUAACCAAAUCGUAUACAGUAUAAUUGCUCUACGAGGAAAGUGUCUCUAUGUGCCUUGAUAUCUAAUUAUAAUCUUUUUCUUUGUUCUUUUAUUUUUAUUUUUUUUUUUCUUCGUCGGUGUCACCGCAUACCUGAUUCGUAUUUAUUAAUUGAUUAAUUGUUUAUUUAUAAAUGCAUGCACGCGUACGCGACUCCGGUAUUACCGGGGCGAUCGAUGUGCGCGAGAAUUUGCGUAAUCCUCUAAUCGCGGAGUUGUACUUAAAAAAAAAAAAAAUAGAACGUAAUUGUAUGAUUAGCCUAUAUCUUUCUAUAUAUGUAUAGUCCAUCGAAGCCAAAGCUGCCCUUAUUGGUGGGAUCGAUCAAGCGCACGUACCAGUGUAUACGUUGACGUACUUUAGCCUAUAAUUAGGAUCUAAUACAAAUUUAUAUAUAAAUUAGAGAGUGGACCACGUCCCUGGCACCGUUGUUGUACAACAUCGUGAUCUCGUUGUAGUUUGCUAUUUCGAAAAAUUGUUCGUCCAUGUUUUUGAAUUUGGUUGACGGGUGACUAAGUGUGACGGCGUCGCGAAGCGUCUCCUACACCCCUCCCAGUGCUCAACCAACCCCCCUGGCACCGGUCCGAUUACAGUUGAAAUGAUUAUUUUCUAAAAAGACGAUCAUACCGUGAACAGCAAUGACAAUUGUUUAUUGCACACCCUGCACAUCUUUUCUCCGUGUAAAGCAUAUCAAUGAGCCUCGUUUUUAUCGUGGUAACAAAAACUAGAAAAAAAAAAACAAAAAAAAACAAUGUCGGUAGUCAAGAAUUUUAUUGUACAAAAUUAUUGUCCGGCAAUGAUUCAUAACAGCUAAUGGACCAAAGAUAUUAUAAGGCAGGCUGGUCAGCCGGUAGUAUUUGGCUUUUCAUCGAUGGCUGAAAUUAAUAUGAUCGCAAUGAUAUGUAUGAAUUUAGUUUAUUAAUUUCUUUUCUUUUCUUUCUCAUCAUUGACUUGCGACUCGCUUUAAUACGAUCAAUCGAUAUGCUCUGAUCGAUUUUAUUAGCCGUGUUAGCAGACACGAUGAAAAUUCGAAAUUCACCUGGCCUCGGGCCCCCGAGCGUACGUCCGUACACAUUGUAUUAUAUUAGUAUUGUAAUUUACCCACGUAGUCAACUUAAGAGGAGAGUUAGGUAAAGCACAAGGAAACGUAAAGGAUCGUGUCGCUUAUUUGUGAACGGGACACUACAUUUUUCUUUAUCUCUCUCUUAUUUUCUUUUGUGUAUACUUGUUUCUUCGCGUUUUUUGACCCUACGAGUCAACUGUUCCGCGAUCGAUCGCGCAGAAAGCUGAUCGUACGAGUUACUUUCGUUUACGAUUUAAAAUUUGUAUAAUUGGUAGAAAAAAAAAAUGAAUAUAGAGCAGGGCGUUGUACGUUUUACGUAUGGGCGCGUGCGUCGUGUAUUUUUCUGUGGAUGAAUGAGAGAUAAACGUUUUGAGUGUUUACACGUCAGGGAGAGAGAGAGAGAGAGAGAGAGAGAGAGAAUGAGAGACAUAUGUAUGAUUCAUGUUAAUCGGUAAAACCAAAAAUAUGUUUAUUAUUGCUGAAGAAGAUAUUAAUUAAAAUAAAUUGUUUUUCUUAUA
Molecule: messenger RNA, 3635 nt
Organism: Cephus cinctus (wheat stem sawfly)
Lineage: Eukaryota; Metazoa; Arthropoda; Insecta; Hymenoptera; Cephidae
Product: zinc finger protein 205
Exons: 6
Coding region: 527-1825 (432 amino acids)
Cellular component (GO): nucleus
Source: RefSeq, a predicted model, not a curated record